Molecule: messenger RNA, 393 nt
Organism: Rhodamnia argentea
Lineage: Eukaryota; Viridiplantae; Streptophyta; Magnoliopsida; Myrtales; Myrtaceae
Exons: 1
Coding region: 1-393 (130 amino acids)
Source: RefSeq, a predicted model, not a curated record
AUGGCGAGGCAGAGCGGCGAUACGAAGAUGGUCCGGUCCUCCCUGGCCUUGCUUCAAGAAAGGUUCGAGGAGCUUCAGAGAGCCAAGGAGAGGAGAGAGCAGACGGAGCACAUGAGAUGGAUCUCCGAACCGGGCCAUCCCAACCGCAGCGCUAGCCCCGACAGCUCCAGGGCUCGUUUCCAGCAUCAGUCGAGUCAUCCUCAUCUUCUGCCCAGACCGACCCCUGAAGAUUGUUUCCUCUCGCUAGGCCUCAACCCGCACUCGCAGCGGAAUCACGCCAAGUUCCGGACCAUGAACACGAUGCUGUCUCCUAACGCAUGGCCAAACGUGGCAUCUGCGAUCUCGUCUAGAUCUCCCGACUAUUCGGAAGUCGAUACUUCUCUCCAUCUUUAG